UCUCUCUCUCUCUCUCUCUCUCUCUCUCUCUCUCUCUCUCUCUCUCUCUCUCUCUCUCUCUCUCUCUCUCUCUCUCCAACACGAACCAUUAAUACUGUUUAGAUACGUCAACGAUAACAAACAAACACAUUUCCUAUUUCCCAUUAACCACUCCCUCCAUCUCUCUCUGCCUUUACCCCUUUUCCUCUCCCUUUUCCCCUUGUGUUCCUCCCUUCGCUUACCCUUCGUCCCCUCUCACCGGCUCUCUCUCUGUAUUCACUCUCUGUCCACUUUCCACUCCAUCCAUUCUUUCCUUCUGUAUUUCCCUUCCACAUCCUUGUCUGGCGUGACGUGGUGGACAAUGGUGGUGUUGAAAGGGUUGUCCAUGGCGGUGGUAGAGUGAAGGAGGGGCAGGUGGAAUAUGGUGAAGUCAGUGAUGGGUUUUGUAAUGGUGUGUAUCACUGGGGGGGUUUUAUUUUUUAGGCUCUUUUGGUUUUCUUUUAGUUUUUUUUUCAUAUUUUAACUUUGAGAGAGAGAGAGAGAGAGAGAGAGAGUGUGUGUGUGUGUGUGUGUGUGUGUGUGUGUGUGUGUGUGUGUUGAAUGUACGUCUUGCCAAUCCGUCCUUUGCAUGGGUGAUGAGUUUAAUCAGUGUAUCGAGGAAGAGGAAGAGGCGCCAUAGUGGGUCUGUGUGUUUUCUCUUAAGUCAACUGACACACAUACACGCGGGGCGAGGGAAGGCCGCCAGCCAGCAGGAAACAGGCAAGGAAGAAAACGGAGUAACACACAUCCAUAUACUCUUGUUUCCUCGCUUGCACGUGUUGGUUGUGUCGUUGCGGGCUGGUUAUAGAGUGUUGCCGAAUGCAGGCUCUGUGUCACGUACUGAAGUUCUUCGUUCCUUCAGGGUCAAUUCAAAGCCACAGUGAGCAUUAGACAGAUUUGAAGUGUGGCCGUGGCGGCGUGGUGACCUCGCGGCGCAGCGUGAUGGAGUAGCACGCCGCCAUGCUGGAGGUGCUGGUGCUGGGCGUGGUGGGCCUCGCCUACAGCUGCGUCCAGACACUCUUCUUCCUCAACUGCCUCAACUCGAGACGGCGGGAGAGGCGGCGGCUGGAGCGAGUGUUCAGAAACAGUCUGAGGACGGUCAAGGCCCCCAGCGGGAAGGAAACCCACCGUUCCCAUGAGAGACAUGAAGCGGAAGUGUCCCCUGCAGCCCGAAAUGAAAACGGGACCGCAGUGGAGCAAGUCACCUGCAGCAACACAAACACCACGGCUGGGCGGUGCGAGGGGCGGCUGGUGACGCGGCUUGUGGUGAAGAGUGGGAAGGAGGCCGCCCCAGGGUCCCACGAGGGAGUGUCCCCAGACCCGCGCUACGUCCGCGUGCAGAAUGUCAUUGUGCACCACGGCGGGUCGGGUGUGGAGGCUGGGCGUGAGUCUGCAUCUGCCGGCCUGGACUCCCCGCCGCGGCAGCCUGCCAGUGUGAGCCUCGACCACCACGGAGACACCACUGCAGCUCCCGAGGCUGCAGUCAACACCAUCACCGUUAACUCCAACAUGAUCCAGGUGUCUGGUGACGCCCACCCACUGUUGCCACCCGCCUACGAGUCACUGGAUGGCGAGCCGAUGUCCAUUCUGACGCAGGUGACCACGCUGGGCGAAGACAGUGGCGACGGGCGCCACACUCCUCCAGAUUACUCCUGCAUCGCCGAGGAGGACAUGGAGACGCCGCUGCAGGACUUAUCGCUGUGUGGCGGCCAGGGACCCGUGGACCUCCUGGGUACUAUAUCUCAGAUCCUUCGCAGUCCACCUGAGUCCAUGGAGCCUGGUAGCGAGGCGGUCCACCUGUACGAGGCGCCCACCGAGGUGCCUCUCCUGAGUCCCGCUCAGCAACACAUGGUGUCUCCGGUGGGCGGGGAUGAGGUCAGCUGGAGGAUGACACUCAACGGCGAGGACUUCCACGUCGCGCCGCCACCACCCUGGGGCAGUGUGAAGCGGCCUGAUGCUUCCCUGCCCAGGGACACGUGGACGCUGCCCCGGGCGUGCCGACGCGUCACGCAGGGCCACGGCUCCUUGCCCAGACCCAGAGAGAAAUUGUCUGUGGCUCACGCGGUGGAGGGCAAACUUUCCUCACUCCUCACACCGACACGACCCGCCUCCGUCCAUCCUGCGGGGCGUGACGAAGUGUUGCUGACCGACGGGGCUACGCGAGGCACCUUCACCUCCCAGUUGGACUCCGCCCCGCCCACUGCCGACACCUCCUCGCCGCUGGCCAUCCCCAGCACCGCCAGCAGUGACCCGAUAGCAAGCAGGCGAGAAACAGCGAGUGACGGAGAAAACAGUGAAUCGGAAGUAAGUGAGCCGCUGCGUGCAGGCCACAGUGACCAGCGGGCCGGUGGGGCGGCCGUGACAGAACAUUUGGAGGCGUCUGACGGCCACCACGGGAAGCAACCUUCAGAGCACGACUUAAACGUGAAGGCCGCUGUGCAUGAACCGUCUGCGAACGCCCUUCCCUCCCCCGCCAUGGCCGCGGCCCUGAGGCAGCCCGAGGGAGGGGGCGAGGCUAUCCGCGGCGGCGACAACAUCUACGAGGAGAUCAAGGAGGAGCUGCCGCCGCACGCCGCCGAGGACAGGGACAGCGUGGUCUCCGAGGUGCAGUACGAGAAUAUUUCCGAGUCGGACACCCAUGCAGACUCCGGAUACGAGUCCCCAGUGAAGGCAGACAUCCACAGAAGGGCUGUCCCUAACCAAAAUGGGGCCCUAUGCGAAAGAAAAAUUUCGAGGCAGACCCCCCCCAAGCCCUACCCAAUUCUAAAUGUAUAUUAGGUACGGAAUAACAGUGCACUUAAGUGUCAUUCAAUAUAAACAACGUUUAUUAGUAACAACAAAGAUAAGUAUUAUGUCUCGAGGUAGCGCAUAUGCGCAUCCUUUGCGCAUGUGCGCAAAAUGCGUUUCCUCGCGCAAAAUUCCCUAUGAAUCGCGGGGCCCUACGCACUGCGCGUGUUCUGCGUGUAGGCAAGGGCGGCCCUGAUCCACAGCAUUUCAUUUUUCAAUCAAUGUUCUUACUCAUUCAUGUCUUUAUUCACCCUCGACCAUGUAUUUCAUCUCACAAACCUUCGUCAUAUUUAGUUCUCCUCCACCUCACGUCCUCCUUUCCAUUGCAGUGAAGGCAGACUUCCUCAACAGUUUAUAUUUUCAUCAAUGUUCAUAGUUUCUCAUGUCUCUAUUCACCCUGUACCAUUCAUCUCACAAACCUUUGUCAUAUUUAGUUUUCCACCACCUC
Messenger RNA from Portunus trituberculatus (swimming crab), 3253 nucleotides. RefSeq lists its product as uncharacterized. The transcript is spliced from 2 exons. NCBI's taxonomy places the organism in Eukaryota, Metazoa, Arthropoda, Malacostraca, Decapoda, Portunidae. The record is from RefSeq and is a predicted model, not a curated record. Bases 979 to 2796 code for a protein of 605 amino acids.